GUGGUGAACUUUUGUAUGAAAAAUAUUUAAAAAGUUUACAAGAUAAUCAAGAAAUUUUACAAAGAAAUAUUGCAUUACUUACUGAUAAAGAAGAUUUGGUUAAUAUUAAUCGUCAAUUACAAGAUAAAGUUAAUGAACUUGAAGCAAAAAUUGAAUAG
Dentiscutata erythropus is the source of this 158-nucleotide messenger RNA. NCBI's taxonomy places the organism in Eukaryota, Fungi, Glomeromycota, Glomeromycetes, Diversisporales, Gigasporaceae. The record is from the annotation of a GenBank genome assembly.